Molecule: messenger RNA, 1680 nt
Organism: Fonsecaea pedrosoi CBS 271.37
Lineage: Eukaryota; Fungi; Ascomycota; Eurotiomycetes; Chaetothyriales; Herpotrichiellaceae
Exons: 4
Coding region: 1-1680 (559 amino acids)
Source: RefSeq, a predicted model, not a curated record
AUGGACCGCUUGCGUGGUGCCGUCCACGUCGCGUCUUCAAAGUUGGGACGUAGCAACCCAGCUUCAGCAGCCACCGAAACCGUACCACCACAAGAUGCUGCCAGAACAGCGGCGCGACCACCGAUCGAGGAACCGGCAUCGAUUCAUCCUCCUACCUUGCGAGACGAGCCGAAUCCUGGAGUUAGACGCUUGCCUGCUGCGAGGGACGACAAUGUUUAUCUCCCCAGCAUUCGACUUCUUCGUCACAGGAAUGAUACUCCUAGGCCUGAGGCGAACAUUGGCGCAGUCCACGACUAUGCCACUAAUCCCAGAGAAACGGAUGAGACCGAUAAUGGCAGGGUAGGAAACUUGUGGAACAAAACUCGUCACUUGCUAGGUUUGGGCCACACAGAAAGAGAUCCUAUACAGCCUGAAAGGGACUACAAUGCAGGUAUGGUUGAUGCACUCGACGCAUUGGAUCCUGAAGUUCAAACUCUGAUAUCUCUGACCAACGUUCAAAACUCGCUUUUCGUUCCCGACUUGGGUAAAUAUGUGAAUAGAAGACCGACAUUCUCACUCACAAGCUUCUUGCAAGAUGUUGAACAGAAACUGAAGCCGGGAGAGAAGGAAAAACAGAAGCAGGAAAAACCGCCAAAGGUAACACGGCCUGCACCCAUAUACCGAGCUCCUACCGGUGCCACAAUCAACUCCCAGCUCAGUGAUUCUCGAUAUGCGGUCCUUCCUGAAGGAGCAUCGUUGUCAGGGUGGACAUAUCAAGAGCGAUUAGAACUCAAUGAUCAUGUUCGACAUAUGCUUCACUCACGCCGGUCGAAAUUCAAAAGGUCCAUGAAAGGGUUUCUGCAAUAUGUUCGCCAACCUCUGGGCUUCUGCAUCACACUGUAUGCGACUUUGAUCACGCUUUUUGGUCUGGCCUGGGUUCUCUUCCUCAUCGGCUGGAUAAACGUCGGUGGCAAGCAACUGUAUGUCAUCAACGUGAUUGACAACGUCCUUGUUGCACUCUUCGCCAUCGUCGGCGACGGCCUAGCCCCUUUCCGGGCUGUUGACACGUACCAUAUGAUCUUCAUUGCUCACUACCAUCACCUCACCUGGUCGACCCGCAAGAAGCAUAACAUGCCCAAAUUGAGAAACCGCAACGAUCUCCCUACCGAGAUGCCGCCGCCUGUGGUCCCCAAACCCAAACCACGCCGCCGUGAUCGAGUACUCAAUAAAGCAGCUGCGAAACUCCACCUGAAGAAACGAUUCGGCUUGAAGGAGGACCUCGAAGAGCCGGGCGAGUAUAGCGUACUAAACCACAAGCAGCAGCGACUCUUGGACUACCAUGGCGCCAAGUUCAACAAAUCGCACACGUUCUACAAACCGCACGAGACGGAGACGCACCACGCGUUCCCCCUGCGACUCCUGGUCGUCAUCGUGGUUCUGCUGGACUGUCACUCCCUCUUGCAGAUUGCCCUAGGCACCGUCACGUGGAGCAUCGACUACCAAAAACGUCCUUUUGCGUUGACGACGGUCAUUUUGUGUUGUUCGAUCACUUGCAAUGCCACGGCCGGGCUGCUGAUUUGGAUCGGCGAUCGCAGAACACGCAAGAAUGAUGUGUUGGAGCGCAUCAAUCGGCAGGAGUUGACACAGGAGGCGAUGGAGAAGAUGAAGAAGACGUACGCCAACGGUGAUGGAGAUAUCUGA